AUGGGCAGUUAUGAUGGAGCAGAAACUUAUGAAUUUGCAUUUAUCCAUCGGCAACCGUUAAAAUCGAGAAUACCGCAACGAAUUUUAAAACCAUCGUUCUCAUUACAGCUUAAUUCUCCAUUUGUUUCAACUUCGUCUGUAUCAAAAAGCUAUGAACAAGAAAGUAUAAAUACUUCAAAUAUUGCAUUAAACAAGUUUCCAUUAACAGAAGCAAGAUUUCAGUAUAAGGUUCUCCACAAGUUACAAGAGAUUUUAGAAGAAAUAAAGAAGCAAGGUGAAAAAAAUGAAUUGCCUGAUUAUUCUAUAAAUCGCAUGUCAGAUUUGGAUGGUUUUAAUGAGUUUGACCAGGGGUUGAAUGAUAUUUGUCAACACACUCGUUUGAGAACUCAGCUUUUCAAAAUUGGUGGUGUUUCAUGCUAUACAAAUGUAAAAUUAGUACUUUUAAAUUAUGUAUCUUUGAAAAAAUGUUCAGUAUUUAUUUAAUUGAAUCUUUUGUUUUUAACAUUUUGCUUUACAUAAAAUUUAUGAAAUAAAAAACACUAGAUUAUAUGAGUUAACAUUUAUCAUGGUUAAGAUAAAGCCCGAAUUUUUUUUAAUUGGUGAUGUCUGAAAAUGGUGGCGGAAGAUGAUUAUAAAACAGAAAUCAUAUACUCUUCUCUGCCAGCUAUAUUCUUUGGUUACAUACUUUUAUAUAUGCUAGAUAUUUAUUAAUAGUUCGUUUUACUACCUAGACUCAUGACAAACAAAUUAAUGUCAAGUUUUAAUAUGGAUGAAACGAGGAAUAAGAAUGCGUUUCGUAAGACAAAUCUGAUGAAGGUUAUUGCUGAGGCCAUGUCAAAGUAUGAUGAAAUGGAAAUA
Molecule: messenger RNA, 858 nt
Organism: Hydra vulgaris (swiftwater hydra)
Lineage: Eukaryota; Metazoa; Cnidaria; Hydrozoa; Anthoathecata; Hydridae
Source: RefSeq, a predicted model, not a curated record